CUCCUUGCUCAGAAGUGGCCUUUUGGAGAUUCUGAAUUUGGACAGUUUCUUUGCAAAUUCCUUCCCUUUAUACAGAAGGCAUCGGUGGGAAUCACAGUCCUUAAUCUCUGUGCCCUUAGUGUGGACAGGUACAGAGCAGUUGCCUCCUGGAGCCGUGUCCAGGGAAUUGGAAUCCCUAUGAUCACUGCUAUUGAAAUUUUCUCCAUUUGGCUUCUGUCCUUUAUUCUGGCUAUUCCAGAAGCAAUUGGUUUUGCUGUGGUACCCUUCAAAUACAAGGAUGAAGGUUAUGUUACCUGCAUGCUCAAUCCUACAACUAAUUUUAUGUUGUUUUACAAAGAUGCAAAGGAUUGGUGGCUGUUCGGUUUCUAUUUCUGCAUGCCACUGGCGUGUACUGCCAUCUUUUAUACGCUAAUGACUUGUGAAAUGUUAAACAGAAGAAACAGCAACUUGAGAAUCGCUCUCAGUGAACACCUUAAGCAGCGUCGAGAAGUUGCAAAGACAGUUUUCUGCUUAGUAGUGAUUUUUGCUCUUUGCUGGUUCCCUCUCCAUUUGAGCCGCAUUUUAAAGAAAAUGGUAUACAAUGAAAGAGACCCCGGCAGAUGUGAACUGCUCAGUUUCUUGCUGCCAUUGGAUUAUAUCAGCAUCAACCUGGCAACCAUGAACUCUUGUAUAAACCCAAUAGCUCUGUAUUUUGUGAGCAAGAAAUUUAAAAACUGCUUCCAGUCAUGCCUUUGCUGUUGCUGCUCCCAAUCUAAGAGUCUAGUGACUUCAGUGCCCAUGAACGGAACAAGCAUUCAGUGGAAAAAUCAAGAACUAAACAAUCACAAUACAGAUCGAAGCAGCCAUAAAGACAGCAUAAACUGAAAAAUAAGGACUCUGAUACCACUUCAGAAUCAAACAGGAAAAAAAAAGUCACAACAAAGCUAUUUCAACAGGAAGCCCAGUGACUGUUCCAUAAUCAGUUCAGACGUGUGCACAUUUGUACCUAAUUCUAGAGGUGACUGAGUAGAUUGACUAUAACUGUGAUGUUCUGUGAACCGAGAUCUACUGGAUGGUAAUUCUGUCUCUGAAAAUGAUACUGAUAUGAUUAUGACACCAAAAAACUGACUUGAACUACACAGGUGGUUUGCUCUUCUGAACCAAGCAGGAACUGUCCAGUGUCUGUGACUGGUACAAUACAAUCUUUUUACCUGAUUUUCACCUAGAAUUAAUCCCUCCAGAAUUUUUCAGAAGAUAUCAAAAUGGAAUCUGUCCGUGACUAUAUUUUCUCUCUGCCAUUUGUCUCUUAAUUUUUAUUUGUGUGGUGGAUAUAUUCCACGCACCAGUACGUUUUGCAUGUUGUUGUUGUUGUUGUUGUUGUUGUUGUUUUUCAGGUUUAUGUUCGAAAAUGUUUUGGUCCACACCAGUAUUUUAUUUACUUAGGUUAC
Phaethon lepturus (White-tailed tropicbird) is the source of this 1427-nucleotide messenger RNA. RefSeq names its product endothelin receptor type A (gene EDNRA). Gene Ontology annotation, biological process: regulation of blood pressure; G protein-coupled receptor signaling pathway; enteric nervous system development. Lineage: Eukaryota; Metazoa; Chordata; Aves; Phaethontiformes; Phaethontidae. Gene Ontology annotation, cellular component: membrane. The record is from RefSeq and is a predicted model, not a curated record. Gene Ontology annotation, molecular function: endothelin receptor activity. The transcript has 6 exons. The annotation marks the transcript as partial.